Messenger RNA from Drosophila serrata, 3395 nucleotides. RefSeq names its product ras association domain-containing protein 8 (gene RASSF8). The record is from RefSeq and is a predicted model, not a curated record. Gene Ontology annotation, biological process: signal transduction. NCBI's taxonomy places the organism in Eukaryota, Metazoa, Arthropoda, Insecta, Diptera, Drosophilidae.
UUGGAGGAGAAAACCCGCUCUGUUGCUAGGGAAUCUCAGCAUUAUAAACGGAAAACAUUUGUUUGUUAAAAAGUGCAUAAAAACGUAUACAGAGCGGUGCAGCGCUCAUAUUAUUAGUUGCCAGAACCAAGAGCAAGUGCAAAAAUAUCAAGUGCAGUCAAAAAUCGGGCGCAAGAACCGAUUUCCAAAAAGUGAAUCAGAAUUUUUCCCCCACACACACAUACACCUGCAUUGAAUCACACGCACACCAGCAUGAAACUCGUUGUGUUGUUGUAAAUAAGUGCAAGUGAAGCAGAAGCUGCGAUCGGGAAAAUUAAACAGAAGAAAGGGAAGUGAGCAGCAGGAAAAGCAGGGAAAAGUGGAUAGGCGGAGUGCAGUUGACACGCUUCGCUGGCUGCGCAACAGCAGAACGCCAGUCGAGCGUCGUCGAGGCUGCCAAAAAAGCCAUUAGUAGUGGAGAACCCCCCGCCCCUUCGGGUGCGCCCCAGUUCAGUGUCAGUUGGAGCGGCGCAAGAAAGCAAUUUUCUGGUAGCCGCCGCCAUCGGAGAAAUAGCAAUAAUUGCCCGCCGUAGAGACCGAAAGACAGACAGAACAACAAUUAGCCGGAAUGGAGCUGAAAGUUUGGGUUGAGGGCAUCCAGCGGAUUGUGUGUGGCGUGACGGUGAACACCACAUGCCAGGAUGUGGUGUUUGCCUUGGCGCAUGCCACUGGCAAGGUGGGCCGUUUUACGCUCAUCGAGCGAUGGCGCAACAAUGAACGCCACUUGGCCCCCAACGAGAAUCCCAUGAAGCUGCUCCUCAAAUGGGGCGAGUAUGCAAAUGAUGUGCAGUUCAUUUUGCAGCGAUCCGAAAACAAAACACAACAACAGCAGCAGCAGAGUAACAACAACAACAACAACAACAAUACCUAUGCUGUGAUGACAACAAAAAAACCACUGGGUCCCAACAACAAUAAUAAUAUGAACAACAAACCAGCGCCCCCCGCAUUGCAAAAGCAAAAAUCGAACGUAGAGCUGAGCUACCGCACAAAGGAAUUAAAAAAGAGUUUUGGGGGCUACGAUGCCAAGCAGUUUGACAACAUUGGCAUAGUCAAGGGGAUUCCCCAGCAGCAACAGCAGCAGUCACCACAGCAGGUUAACCAGCAAACACCAACAUUGGUAGCUCCUGCAGUCCCAUCACUCGUUACCAAGGAGCAGAUACCUACGCAGGACAGCAACAUGGUUCCACCGCUAGUGCCAAAGCAUGAGAAAUCCCUAUCAAACCCUCUGGACAUGAGCAGUACAAGCCAUAAUCCGCCGACCGUUGCCAAUGGCUACAAUGAUUUCUACAUUAACAACAGCAUGAACAGCAAUCACAAUAACAAUAUCAACAGCAGUAGCAAUCAGCAUAUUUACAGCCAGCUGAGUAAAUCCAGCAAUGAACUCCGACGCUCCAGUCCCAGCAAUGACAUAUACUACAACAAUAACAAUAGUAUUAAUAAGAACAAUAAUUCGCCGGAGCUGUAUAAGCAAACGCCAACGAUUUCCGCAAAUGGAGCUUUAGUCCCGCCUCCAUACCGUGAUCCACCGCCACCCAGAAACAGUCCCAUGUGCCAGAGCCAACGUCUGGCCAGUAGCAAUGCGGACACAAUGUCUAAUGCCUCUUCGUCGACGAAUCCUUUUCUCAGCGACUAUGAUCAGCAUAGCAACCACAACAAUAAUAACAACAACGGUAGCCAGGCCAUGGAGGAGGGCGAGAGCAUGUUCCAGGCCACACAAUAUAACGAUCUGCUGCAGUUAAUCAAGUUCCAGCGAGAGAAGAUCACAGCCCAGCAAAUGGAAUUGCAAAAGUUCGACACUGAGAUAGUGUUUUUAGAAAGCAAAGAACGGGACCACGCCCACGAGCUGGAAGCCAUAUCGCGUGAGAUCUCCAAAGCAGAUCAAAUCUUCAGGCAGGGCAGCGAACACCUCCAAACCCUGCAAUAUGUGGAGGAAGAGAACGAGCUGGUCAAGCAACAGGAGAAGACCCUUAAGUCGGAAAUUGCCCUGCUGCGCUCGAAGCUGGCUAAUUGUGAGACCGAGUUGCUGCAGUGCAAGAAUAAGAUGCGCCUGCUGAUGGAUGAUAUUGAGCUGGAGCAGCAGCAACAGCAGCAAACCAAUCGACAAACGGUGGAGCGUGACUUUCUGAUGGAAAUGGAGAGGAUACAGAGCGAAAUCGAUCAGGCACUACACAACACUGACACUUCGAAUAAAACUGCUGACAGCCUAAAGAAGGAGCUGCUGAUGAUCGAACAUGCCAUCGCUGAGAAGAAGCGGCAGGUUGAGCAGCUGGUCAAUGAGAUGAAGGAGGUGAAUUUGCAGAGUCUGACUGUUACCACUACCGCGGAGGAGAUCAAGCAUCUACUGGAAGGACAGGCAGCACCAGGCAAUAAGCAGGGCAGCAGUCGUCGAAUUAUCGGUUCGCCCAGGCAACUGGAGACGGCGGUACCGACCAGUAAAAAUCCCCAUGGCGUUUGGGUUUAAGAAGCAGUCACUUUUCUAAUCCUAUAUUUCCACCUUUCACAAAUCACGUUUUUUGGGAACAACAACAAUUGAUUAACACAUAUCCUGAAAGCAUAAUGGAGUUGAAGCCAAACGGAUUCCAUAUGAAUAUCACAAAUUUACAAGCAAUCAGCGUAAAGGUUAUUGCUUAGUGCUGCCUACUUUCCGAAUACACUAUGGAUCUCUCAAAAGCAAUGAUAAAUGUUACAAAUUUUUACACAAAACACACACGAACACCCACUGCACAGUACUUUUGUAUUUUAUUGUAGUUAAUAAUGAUUCCAUUAUCACAUUCCCACAUAUCCAUUCCCUUAAUUUUAAUUAUGUGUGCUAUAUACUUUUGUUUAAUCUUUGUUGCUAGUCUACACAUGUAAACAAAAAAGACGAACAAACCCCUUCCAAUCUCUAAAAUUCGCCAUUAGUUGGAACUUUAAUUGUUGCAAUAAUUCGAAAGUAAAACGAAACUUGAAACGCCUUUUUACCAUUUAAGUAGUGCACUUAGUGAUUGUCUCCCACAGAAUAAAUAAUUCAUUAUAGAAUUCACAAACGUAUUUAAACGUACUUAGCAAUUAGCACAGCUUUAGCAAACAAAUAUUAAAAACUAGCAAUGCUUUGUUGAAAUGUUUCACUUCUAAAGUGCAUAGCCUUAGCCACCGGAUAUUGAAAAAUAAGACAUACAUUAGCUUAAACAUGCAGAUCUUGUAGGAAACAACAUCAUAGGUCGCUUUUAUGUAUUUUGUUUUUAAUUAGCAAUAUUAAUUAAUUUUUAAAAUUGAUAAUGCAACCGCAAGAGCAACACCAACCGAAAUGCAAUUUAUGCAAUACUAUACAUUACGAUUACAUAUAAAACUAUAAAACAAAAACCUUGUAGAACAAA